Molecule: messenger RNA, 3671 nt
Organism: Brassica napus (rape)
Lineage: Eukaryota; Viridiplantae; Streptophyta; Magnoliopsida; Brassicales; Brassicaceae
Exons: 1
Coding region: 1518-3239 (573 amino acids)
Source: RefSeq, a predicted model, not a curated record
GAAAAGUAAAUGUUAUCUAAUAUAUCCAAAUAAUAACCAAAAAGUCGAGAUAGUAUAUAUCCAAAAUUAUGCGUCUAAUUAAAAUAGCAUAAUGUUAUUUAAAACCAUUCAUAUUGAUUACAAAAUAAAUAACCAAAUAAUUAAAACUAAAAUAUUAAUAAAUUAUUAUAAUAUAUUUAUUUCAUAAUAUUUAUAUUCGUGUCUGAGCAUGGAAAAAUCACCUAGUGUUAUCAAUUCAAAAACCAUUAGAAUAAAUUAUUUUCAUGUGUUUGAAUUAUUUAAUAACUAGUUAAUAUUUAAAAAAAAUUAUGUAUACAGCUUUUUAUUUUGAUAAAAUAUCUUUAAUUACGUAAAAUAAAAUUGAAAUUAUUUAUAUAUACAUAAAACUACAUAUGUGAUUUAUACUUAUUUUUAAAAUAUUAUGAUGUAAAAUAUUUUUGGCUAAAAUAAUAUAGAAUCUUCUUAUAUAAUGAUGAUUGUCAAAUUAAUCAAAUUCUUUUAUAAUUUAUGGUUAAUUAUAUAUUAACAAAUCUAAUCUAAUUAUUUAUUAAGAGUAAUAAGAAAUUGAACGCUCUAAUUUUUAACAUUAGAGAGAAAAACCACUUCACAAAUAAUAGUAUAAGAUAUUUUUGAAUUUUCCAAAUUCUACAUAAAUUAUCGCAAUGAGUGAUUUUGAUUGUCUUAAUUUUUUUUAUCUUAAACGAUAGAUGAUUCAUUCUAUCUUAUGUUAUAUAUAUAUUAAAAUAGAUCUGGUUUAAUAUUACUAAACCAAAUAUAAUAUAAACAUAUAUAUAAUAUUUUAAUAUUACUAAAGUAAAUAUAAUAUAAAUUUAAAUAUCAUAUUAUAGUUAGAAUUUUUUUAAUUAUUCUGAAGAAAAUGAUAAAUUAUCAGCUAAAAUUACUAAUAUCAUCUAUUAAGAUUAAUAAUUUAGCAUAAAAUAUGACUAAACCUAGAAUUAUGGAAAGCAUGACAAAUCAUUAAAUUCGCUUUUUAAAUAAUAAUAUAGAUAUAUAGAUCUGAUUCAAUGCUGACUCUGAGAUUUUGGGGACUCUAUACGAUUUAAUAAAGAUUUAAUAGUUUGGAUGAGGGAGGUAAAACUUUUUUUUUACAGGUUUGGAGGUCCAUGCAUAUAUAAAAUAAAUUUCAAAAACUUUAGAAGCAUGAUUUCGUUAGUUUGGCCCAUGACCGGCCGUGAUCUGAUUAUCUAUAUAAACGUGUGUAGGUUGAUCCAAACCUGAACAAAACAAAAUACAAAUUAAGAUUCUAAUAAGGAAAUUAUUUGGUUUUUCCUUUUUAGUUGUACAAAAAUAUGGCAAGAUCCCAUCUAUAUAUAACGUAGCCUGUUGGGCAAUGCAAUCACUUAGAUUAUCAAAUUUGUCUAUUGUUGUUCAGAGUCUUCCUCCAUCUCUCUGCUUUUUCGAUCAUCAGCCUCUAGACUCGCUGCCUUGAAGGAUACGCUACUAAAUUCUAUAAAAGAACACUAGGGUUUCAAUAUACGAGCUAGGGCUUUGGAACAAUGGCAUAUAAUUUUGUGGAUUGUCUGCGAAACAUAUGGUCCUUUUCAAUGAUUGAUACUGACCUGAGAGACUCAAAGGAGAUUGUAAACACACUCUCAGUGCCUGAGAGCACAAAGACCUUUGUGUUUGCUAUCAGAGUCCCUGAGCAUGACUCCACUAUUCACAUACUCUCUGCUCAGAGUCUGUCUAUAAGAUCUGUUAUUGACGCCGAGUGUCUUAUACGUGAACUCUGUCCUGAUGCUGUAGUAGCUCAAGUGAACGGUCCAGCUUUUGGAGAAGAGUCUCAAGAGAUUGAUGAUGGCACUAAUGAUUCCAUCCCCACGUCAGCUUUCAGAGUUCUUACACGUUGUUUUGUGGAUAAAACUUUUGACAAAGAGAAGUACGAAAGUGUUGCCGGGAACUUGGUUUUGAAGGAGAUCUUUGGGACAAGUUUCAAUGGACAUGUAUUGGCUGCCAAGAAGGUGGCUGAGGAGGUUGGUUCAUCGUUUUUGGUUCUUGGCUCUCCAUUCAUUAUGAAGGGUCUAUCUAAAUCUCUCACAACAAAAUAUUAUUAUGGCUCUGCUAUAAGCUCCACAAGGUUUCAGAUAACCAAUGAUGCACGUGCACUGAUGCUGAAACUGUUAUCUUCUCAUAUAACUCAGCUCGGUAAAGAGCUUAUCCCAUCAAGCUGUCUUGCCAAUGAGAUGGAGUCUGAUAGUGUUAAGCUUCCAGAAUUUGCGUACUCCAUUUAUAACUUACUUGUUGAUCUUCACAACAUAUUCAAUGGUCUCCCAGCUAUUAGGAAAGCUUUAGACAGCGCCACAAAGAUGUUGUCUGAUGUAAACAGAGGGGAAUCCGUUGAUAAAGAGGCUCUUCUUUCUGAAGUAUAUCUUUUCAGGAUUGCAGUUGAAGGUAUAAGAAUUGCUUUGAACAAUUCUGGUCGGCUACCUAUUAGGAACCUAGGUUAUGUAUCUAACCAAACCCAAGUUCAGUUCUCAAAGCUCUCUUCUAUGGAGAAAUCUUAUGCACUUAUGGCAGCUAAUCUUCGUGAUCAGGCUAAAAAGUUUAAGAAGAUAGUAGUAGUAGUAGACGCAGGUAACCUUGCAGGUCUUAGGAGACACUGGAGAACUAGUGUUCCUCAAGAAGUUAAAGAUAUGUCUACUGAGCACACGGUACUGGACUCUGACAGUAAUGAUUCCAACGUAAAACCAGUGGGUGCGGUUGGUGCGGCUGCUUUAACACUAACCAAGAUCAUUUUAGAUUUGAAAGCCCUAGCUCCGCUGAAACCUUUCUUGACAAACACGCAAGAGGCAAUGUAUUUGUCAAAGGCAUCUUUAUCCGCCGAGACAAUCAGGGGAGUAACACAAUAUAUAUUAUAUUCUGCUUUUGAUACGAGCUUCUUUUCCGUACAAGCUACACUCUAUUCGAUGAUAAUGAGGAGAAGACGAGCAAAACCUAUUGGCACCUUACCAAUGGCUAUGUUUGGAGCCAGUCUUGCAACGUGUGCGGGGUUGCUCUUCUAUGAAAAGGGGAUCAUGUGUGCAGCUGAGACUCUUCCUUCAGCUCCUUCGAUAGAAAAACUGGGACAUGGGAUUCAAAACUUACGUGAGGCGUCUAAGGAAGUGACAAGGAGAGAAGACAAAAGGAUACAGAACACAAUGGAGGGGCUUAGUGAGAGGCUAAGGAACUUCACGCUUCAUUAUUCAUUAUCUUUCAGUUUCAAAACCAAAUUUGGUUCAUAAUUGUAUUUUUCAAAACGGUUGUAUAUAAUAUUUCCAAUAAUACAAUAUCAAAUAUUUCCAUUAAUGUAAUAUUUAAUUACACUGAUUAGCAUUUGCAAUAAAGAUAGAAAGUACAGUAUCUUCUUAUAUUGCCUAAGUGACCAAUAUUUUCAUUGAUAUAAUAGUAUUAAUUAAAAUACUAAUUAUCAGUAUAUAUAUAUAUAAAUCAAAACGGAACCAAGUAUAUAUAUAAAAAAAUUCAGAUUCUAAUUCUUAUACUUUAAUUUUAAAACCGAGAAAACCAGCAUAGCCAAACUUAACCAGGUCGAAUAAUUGAAUAAACAAAUUUACGAUUUUUUUUCGAAUUAUAUAAGAAUGUCAAAUUAACUUUGAAGCUUUGGAGAAGCUCAAGUUAAGGAGACUGUAUUAGGAAAUGGGUCAAAGUGAGUUGAU